This is a messenger RNA of Agrilus planipennis (emerald ash borer), 472 nucleotides long. RefSeq names its product 28S ribosomal protein S21, mitochondrial (gene mRpS21). Lineage: Eukaryota; Metazoa; Arthropoda; Insecta; Coleoptera; Buprestidae. Gene Ontology annotation, cellular component: ribosome. Gene Ontology annotation, biological process: translation. The coding region runs from base 156 to 419 and encodes 87 amino acids. The record is from RefSeq and is a predicted model, not a curated record. Gene Ontology annotation, molecular function: structural constituent of ribosome. The transcript has 3 exons.
AUGAUAAAGAACAUAGAUAAGUAAAGAAGGUCGUGAGAUGUGUUGCAAAAUUGCCUUUUUGCAAUAGAAGAACAUUGUAUCCUCUUUUUUUUCUCCGAGUCGUUAAUAAUUUCAUAGUUUUUUAAAACGGUUGUGUUUACAUAAAAUUCUAAAAGAUGCGUCACGCUAAAUUUAUAGCACGGACAGUUUUCGUUCAAAAUAAUGACGUAGAGGCGGCAUGCAAAAUUCUAAAUAGAAUUUUAGGGAAAGAAGGUAUUUUAGACCAAUACAGAAGAACUAGAUAUUACGAAAAACCGUUCCAGGUAUCUAUUAUGCUUAAUANUGAAAGGUGUAAAGCAAUUUAUAAUGAAGACAUGAAUAGAAAAAUACAGUUUGUCUUAAGAAAAAAUAGAGUAGAUCCAUUUCCUGGAUGUUAUUGAUAGACUUUGAAGUUGUACUUAUGAUUAAGAAUUAUAGUUUGUUUAAUAAGCUA